This is a messenger RNA of Acanthochromis polyacanthus (spiny chromis), 576 nucleotides long. RefSeq names its product somatostatin 1, tandem duplicate 1 (gene sst1.1). The transcript is spliced from 2 exons. Gene Ontology annotation, biological process: regulation of cell migration. The record is from RefSeq and is a predicted model, not a curated record. Gene Ontology annotation, cellular component: extracellular region. NCBI's taxonomy places the organism in Eukaryota, Metazoa, Chordata, Actinopteri, Pomacentridae. Gene Ontology annotation, molecular function: hormone activity. The coding region runs from base 66 to 428 and encodes 120 amino acids.
GUGACCGGACGGCAGCAGAAGCUCCUCCGGUAGACCGACAGGCAGGCAGACAGUCAGACAGACAGAUGAUGAAGAUGAAGUUCUCCUCCUCGCUCCUCCUGCUGCUCCUCUCCUUCACCGCCUCCUUCAGCUGCUCCUCCGCCGCUCAGAGAGACUCCAAGCUCCGCCUGCUGCUGCACCGGACCCCGCUGAUGGGCUCCAAGCAGGACGUUUCUCGCUCCUCGCUGGCAGAACUUCUCCUCUCCGACCUGCUGCAGGUGGAGAACGAAGCUCUGGAGGAGGAGAACUUCCCUCUGGCUGGCGGAGAACCUGAAGACGUCCACAUGGACCUGGAGCGAGCCGCCGCCGGAGCCGGACCUCUCCUGGCUCCACGGGAGAGGAAGGCCGGCUGCAAGAACUUCUUCUGGAAGACCUUCACCUCCUGCUGAGCGCCGCCUUCAUCCUCAUCCUCCUCAUCCUCAGACGCUGUACAGAACCCGACUAGUUUGGAUGAAUCGUUUAGACUUUAAGCUGAUUCUUUCUGAAUGUAUGAAACUAUUUUUAAUUGUUGAAUAAAAUCAGUUUGAGACAAAAAAA